AUGGAUUCAUUUAGUACAGGUAGCGACGUUGAGGAUACAAAUGACACGAGGCUUAAUUACAAAAAUCUUCCGACGACAGCCUUUCUUGAACAAGUUUUGCUCUAUAUCGAGACAAAUAGUCCCCUGAAUCUUACAUCUAUUACUGAGCUUAUUAGGAAGGAGAUGGUUAUGCGCGUCGCAUCUAUCGAAGAUCGUUGUUCGAAAGUGUGGCUGUUCUCGAAACUUGUAAAACUCGGAAUACCUUCUUUUUAUUUAUUUAUCGCCUUGUUUUUGUCUGCAAGUAUGACAGUCAGGCAUAUGUAUAAGCAUUCUGUCUAUCUCCUUUGUAAUUUGUUGGGCGUAGUCUAUCCAGCUUAUCGUUCGAUCAAAGCUAUUGAAAGUCAAAAUUCAGACGACACAGACGCGACAGUUGAACAAAGACAAUGGUUGACUUAUUGGGUAGUUUAUGGUUGGCUUCAGGUUGCGGACUAUUGGUCUAGUUGGCUUCUCAGGGUAAUCCCUGGAUAUAAUUUCUUUAAAUUAAUAUUCUUAUACUGGGCACAGAAUGAUAAUUCCAGAGGUGCAACAAUAAUCUUCGAGCGUAUCCUAAAGCCUUUGUUACGUAAGCCUUCUAAAAAGAUAGACAAGACACGAAAAAUGAAACAGUCAACUCGACAACGACAGCAGCACGAUCAGUUCGCCAGAGAAAUUACAGAGAAUUCAUCGGUUCAUUCUUCAAGUAUUCCCUAUAGACCACCGAUUCCACUUGAGACCAUUUGGGGAAGAGAUCCGGAAACACGUGAAACAGAGGUAAAACCAUACCGAUUGAAUAACGUGUAG
Acaulospora morrowiae is the source of this 819-nucleotide messenger RNA. Lineage: Eukaryota; Fungi; Glomeromycota; Glomeromycetes; Diversisporales; Acaulosporaceae. The record is from the annotation of a GenBank genome assembly.